Anas platyrhynchos (mallard) is the source of this 8665-nucleotide messenger RNA. RefSeq names its product transmembrane protein 151B (gene TMEM151B). Lineage: Eukaryota; Metazoa; Chordata; Aves; Anseriformes; Anatidae. The record is from RefSeq and is a predicted model, not a curated record.
CCGCACCGGGCGCGGGUGCGGGCGCGGGUGCGGGUGCGGGCGCUGCGCUGCGGCGGGGGCCGGGAGCCGCGGGGGGGGCCCGGUGCUCGGCCGGUGCCAUGCCGCCCCGCCGCCCCGCCGCCUCCCGGGGGGGCAGCGCCCGGCGGCGGCCGGGAUAAUGCGGCUGCGGGGCCGCGCCGCCCAGCCCGGAGGCAUCGCCAGCGGGGCGCCCCCGCCGCCUCCAGCGCCACCACCAUGUCCCCCCCGGCCUCGGCGGCCGCGGCCGGCGAGGGAGGAGGCAGCAGCGCGUCGGGGCCGCCGGAGGAGGCGGAGGGGGGCCGAGAGGAGCAGCGGCCGGUGAAGCAGUCUCUGAGCAAGUCUCUGUGCCGGGAGUCCCACUGGAAAUGCCUGCUGCUGUCGCUGCUGAUGUACGGCUGCAUGGGGGCCAUGACGUGGUGCCACGUCACCAAGGUGACCCGCCUGACCUUCGACAGCGCCUACAAGGGCAAGUCCAUGAUGUACCACGACAGCCCCUGCUCCAACGGCUACGUCUACAUCCCGCUGGCCUUCCUGGUGAUGCUCUACGUGGUGUACCUGGUGGAGUGCUGGCACUGCUACACCCGCAACGAGCUGCAGUACAAGGUGGACGUGGAAAGCGUGCACGAGCGAGUGCAGCGGAUGCAGCAGGCCACCCCCUGCAUCUGGUGGAAGGCCAUCAGCUACCACUAUGUCCGCAGGACCCGGCAGGUGACCCGCUACCGCAACGGGGACGCCUACACCACCACCCAGGUGUACCACGAGCGGGUCAACACCCACGUGGCGGAGGCCGAGUUUGACUACUCCAACUGCGGGGUUAAGGACAUCUCCAAGGACCUCAUUGACCUGGAGAGCUACCCGGCCACGCGGCUCCGCUUCACCAAGUGUUUCAGCUUCGCCAACGUGGAGUCGGAGAACUCCUACCUGACCCAGCGGGCCCGCUUCUUCACGGAGAACGAGGGCCUGGAUGACUACAUGGAGGCCAGGGAGGGCAUGCACCUCAAAAACGUGGACUUCAAGGAAUACAUGGUGGCCUUUUCCGACCCGGACAACCUGCCUUGGUACGUAUCCCACUACGUCUUCUGGGUGGCUGCUCUGCUGACCCUCUCCUGGCCCCUGCGGGUGCUAAACGAGUACCGCACCUCCUACGUCCACUACCACGUGGAGAAACUCUUUGGGUUUGACUACGUGGCGGUGACGCCGGCCGAGGAGCGCUCCUUCUGCCGGAGGAUGCCCCGCGUCAACACGGUGGACAGCACCGAGCUGGAGUGGCACAUCCGAUCCAACCAGCAGCUGGUGCCCAGCUACUCGGAAGCCGUCCUGAUGGACUUGGUGGGGCUCUCGGGCUGCACCAGCUACUCGGCGUGCCGCUACGGGGGCUACCGGCAGAACUGCGAGCGGUGCCACAGGACUAUAAGCAGCUCGUCCAUCUUCUCCCGCAGCGCCCUGAGCAUCUGCAACGGCAGCCCCCGCAUCCCCUUCAGCAGCAGCCGCUUCUCGCUGGGCCGCCUCUACGGCUCGCGGCGCAGCUGCCUGUGGCAGAGCCGGAGCGGGAGCCUGAACGAGCAGAGCUGCCCCACGGAGCAGACCCGCCUCUCCAGCCAGGUCACGGUGGAGGAGGAAGACCCCCCUCCUUACCAGGACGCCCUCUACUUCCCCAUCCUCAUCGUGCACCGCAACGAAGGCUGCCUGAACCACGACCACCGUCACCUCCACCGCAACGGGUCCUGCGUGGAGACCUCACUGUGAAGGCAGGGGGGGCACUGGGAUCUCGUUGCCCAUGGCCUGGCCCGAGCCAGCGCAGGAUUUGGGGAGAAGAGCGCCGGGGAGGGAGACGGCCCGGGAGGACGAGGCGGGACUGGAGCGGUGGCUCUGACCUCCUGGGGGGGUGAGUGAUGGAUGGUGCUCUCCCUGACUGUGGCACAGGACUCCAGACCGACCACCACAUGCAAAAAAAAGAAACCCCGAAACCAUAAUUCAGCAGCGUGGAGACCCAGAGGGGGGAAUGAAAAGACGGGCCUGUUGCAGGGAGGGGGGUGCUUCGGCUCCCAGCUCCGUCUGCAGGCUGGAAGCAGCGACCACCAAGCGCCCUGUCGCACCUCUCGCCACCCCUGCUCCCACUGGCACCAGAGCCAGAGCCCUGGCAGGGUGCAGGGAGCGACCUUACCUGCCCGUGGGGUGCCCAGGAGCUGACGGGCAGGUCAGAGAGAAGGCUGAGCGCCACGAAUCCAGCUUCCCUCUGCCCCAACUGCUUCCCACCCUCCCCGUUUGUUUUUUAGACCGCGCUCCGACUGUUAGGUGCUCUCUUUGCCGGGAACGGCGUCGUCUCUAGAAGACCCCGGGCACGGCUCCCGGGGAAGCUUUGGGAUGCCAGCUCUGAGGGUCAGCAUCCCAGGGGCGAAGGGCUGUGUGCUCGGGAAGGCAGUGCUGGGGAAGGGAUGGAGGUGUGGACACAGGGGGAGAGGAGAGCAACACCGACCUGCUGGCUGGAGGAGGGCUCAGCUGGAAGGAGCGCAGGAGGCCCCUGGUGAGCUGGGGAAGGGGACGGGGCUGGCGCUGGGACAGCAUUGUGCUAAGAGCUGGUGUGUCUCUUGGCAGGGGUCCCCAGCCUCGAAGCGGGUCCUAAUUGCUUCAGGCGCAGGGAGGUUCAGCUGCAGCUCACCCACUGAUAGAAGGCCAGCAGGGUGGUGCAUGUCUGCAGGAGGGUGUUGUGCACCAAAUCAGGCUGAUUUCUGGCUGCAGGCGGAGCCGCAGACUUCUGGCAGCUUGGCUUUGGCAGAGAGCUCUGAGGGGCAAUGAGGGAGAAAGGCAAAAACACGCUGGAGAGUUGGGAACCCCGGGCUGGGGACGUGGGGAGCACAGCAGGGAGGCGUCCGCCACCAGAACAGAGCCUGGGGAGGUGUUAGAGGGGAACCUGCUUAAAACCAGGCAGCUUUUGCUAUGGGGGUAUUUCCAGGGAGGCGUCAGGGGAGCUCUGUGCAGCUCCCCGGCUUCUCUGCCUUGCUCUGGUUGGGGCACGCUGGCCUGCACUGAGCUCCGUGCUGUCCCCUGCUAGGAAGGAGCCUUCGUGUCACCGAGCCUGCAGCACAAGGGCAUCCGGCUCUUCUUCUCCGUCAGCACGUCCCCAGGUCUCUCGUGUCACUGCUCUCAGAAAAGCUGUCUCCUUUUCCAUCAGCUCUUUUGGGAGGUGGAUGCCAAGGCAGCCAGUGACGUCUCCUGCCAGCGCUCCUCAGCCUCACCACGCUUCCCUCAUCUGCUGGGGCAGAAGAAAUCCAAGAGCAACGUGUCAUGGGUCGCACGAGCAAGUCCAUUUCUCGAGCUUGGUGUCUCCACAUCCGUAUCGGAAGGGCAAGACACAGCAAACAGCGAGGCACUGUGUGUAAUCCAGCCACAACUCCUCCUCCUCCCAACUUGUUGAUGAAGGAUCUGGUUCUCUAGGCACGCCACUGCAUUGCUGCACCGACCGGGUCUCGGGGACCACGCCGCCUGGCUUUUGAAAAUCAUCUCCAGUGGGUUAAGUCUGGAACUGCAGGAUCCUUCUCUGCUGCAUCUCUGCAGGAUGCACAGGCAAACAAGGCUGGGCUUGGCUUUGCCCCCAGGGUUGUUCCUUCUGCUGCUCUUUGUGCCUGCAUGCCCUGGACAGCGUCUCUUGCCCUCCCGGAUUGAUUUGUCCUCCUGCGUCUCAAGGGCUGGACUCCAAACAACGGUGAUUUGAACAAAAAGUCCCUUAAAAUCUCACUGUUAUGCUUCUGUCUUGUAAUCUACCCUUCCUCUCGCUGCCAGACCUAGAUGUUAGGCUUAAAUAAGAGGGCCCCUGUGGAAACAGGGAAGCACAAGGUCUCCGGUGUGGGUACAUCCUCCUCUGCUUUUUGUUCUCGUUGGCACAAAUUCAGGCCGGGUAGCAGUGCCCUGCUGGCUGUCCUGGAGUUUCCUUGCUCAGUGAUUACAUUUGGCUUGCUGGGCGCUUGUGCUUCUCUCUCCGAGGGCCCGACGUAAGCUCCGGCCAAUGCUGAGGAUCCUGGUGAGUCUCUCACGAGAAUCCCCUCACGAGGUUUCUCCAGGAGCACACAGGCCCAGGCUCCGGAAGGCUCUGCUUUUUUCCACCUGCCCUUCACCCCUUGCAGCUUUCCAUGGCCGUGGAGUCAGACUUGCACGGCGCUUGCCAGUGAGUUUUCCUCUCACACCAGGGCAGGGGCAGUGGGAGCACGGCCAGCUGCUUUGGGCUAGACAGGACUGACGUGUGAGUCAGUCGGAGAGGGCUUUUGGGCUGAAAAACGGUGGGUUCAUUAGCACAAGGGGAAGGAGUCAGCCUGUGGCCCACCCCAAGCCUUCCAGAAUCACACUCCAGGCAAAUACUCAGGGUUAGCGCUGGGGAAGCUGCUGUUUGACCUCAAACAAGCACAAUCCCUUCUUCUUCUUCCCCCAAAAAUGCACACUGGAGACCCACCCCACCUCUCCUUCCAGCCUUUCAGUUAUGGCUUCAGUUCUGUAGGACGCUGCCUUUCCUCUCGCAGGGCAGAGCAGUGCGCUCCUACGCUGCUGCAGCAGCUGCAGGGUCCGUGUCUGCGAGAAUACGAAGUUGGGAUCGGGAUCUGCGUGAUCACAGAAACGUGGCGUGGUUUAAGCACAGCAUUAAUGGGCCGUGGUCGUCCCUGGUGUAAUGCCACUGAAGCCAGUGGUGCCGUGCCAGUGCCAGCAUGGCUUAGCAACUCCCCAGGGCCAUCGCUCCUUGAAGCCAAACUGAUCUGCUGCAGUGGUGCUCUGAUGCACAGAGUUCGUGUUGGGGUUGGCCAGCGUGGGUGAAUGGUGGAUAUCUGCUGGCUCUUCAAGCCAUGGGUUGAAUUGUUCUGCUCUGCUGCCUCCGCCACAGCUGCUCCGCGAAGGGAGAUGUUAUGCCUGUGGAUGUGAUCUCAAAAGCAAGCUAAAACGAGCAAAUUGACCUCUACCGCACCGGGAGAGCAGCCUUCUUCCACAGCACCGCAGCCACACACGAGGGAAAAGAGGUCCCAAGGUCGGAACUGAACCUGCAAGACCCGUGGCCUCCAGGAUUGCUCUUCCUUCCUUCCCUCCUCGCUUUCUUUGUCUUACCUGGGGGAGGGACAGCUUCCUCGCGGAGGUGAGCCAGCUCCUCGUCCUGCAGCCCCAAGGCAGGCCCUACAAGCAGGUACAUCCUCCACCUAUGCAACACUCCCAGGAUCUGCUGUGUUUUCAGGAGCCCAUGACGACGUGCAGCACAUCCAUCCAGCACUGAGAACAAGCACAGCUGCUGCUAAAUGGGUUUUAUUCCUCCCCUCCUAACGAGGACCGCUUUUGUUGGGGCCUUUCGCUCAUUCGUUUGGGUUUUGUAAACUCUGGACUCCUGGGUAAACGAAGCUUGCAAGAAAUCGGUGCCCAUCCCGACCCGUCCCCAUCCCUCUGAACUUUGGGAACGGGUGGAUCAGCUGCUGUGACUGUCGUUUCGUGGGCUUCGUAGAGCAAAGUAACUUCAGGCACAGCCACACAAGGGUCUUUCACUCCCCAUCAGCGCAAGCUGCUUCUGCAACCGGAGCUACUCGCAUUAGCGAGAGGAAAAAAGCCUCGCUAGGCUGCGUGGAGAUGACUUAGUGUUUUGCAUCCGUCCCACGGUCCCAGUGGCCAUUAGCAGCGCUGUCAGCUGCCGUGCCGUGAGUUCGGGCUCUGGAUGGCAGCCCACGAAGCGGGCAGGGUGAAGAGGUUUGGAAGACCCAGAGUCUGUACGCGUCUGCAGAGCACACGCAGGGAGAGGCCUUGAGAGCGUUUCGGGUUGCUGCUCCUUGCUUUAGAAAUGGAAUCGCUGAGGAUGGUGCGGAUUUAGGCACCCUGCUCCAGCCAGCUCUGCUAGAAAUGUGCAGUGCUCGUGGAAAAGGGGUGCCAGAGGAAGGUUUAGAUAGUGCCACAGGGGCUUUGCCGUGGGGUAGGGUGAUCAGGAACGGAGGCUGGAGCUUAAAAUCCCCCUCUGCACCUAGAUAGAGGUCUGGGCUUGGCAUCCAAACGUGUAUUGAUGAGGGGCAGGGCAUGCUGCUGGGUGCCCACGUGCAGUGCUGGGGGAUGCUGCCCCACAGAGGAGCUCGUGUUGGUGGCUUUGGUCUGGUACGGCCCCUCUGUUCCCAUAGGGAGUGUUUUUUGGGGUGGCAGGGCACUGCUCGUGGCUUGUGGGAGGAAACUCCUGACCUGGAUUUUGCAGGAGGAUGGCGCGAAGUGUCACAUUUGCUGCAGUGACUGGCAGGGAGCCGGGAUCAGAGCACGGAGCAAGCUGUGUUGGAGAUGAAGCCCAUCCCCUGCCGGCUGCCUCAAGUGCGAGAGCUGUUGGAUCUGCUCCCUGGCCAGCGCGCUGCGGCUCCGCUCGCCCUCCCCAAACCUGGUGUGAAAAUGCUCUCUCGUGGCUGUGCUGGGACCGGGGGGGGCGCAGAGAGGGUGUACGGGGUCAGCCUCAGAGGCUUUGCAGGUGGGGUGAUUUUUGUGGGAGACGCGAGGCUGGGCAGGGCCAGGCUGUGCUGGAGCAGCGGUGUUUGGGGGCAAGGAGAGGGAGCAGGGCAGCGGGUGGAGAAGGCCUGGGAUCUAUCAGGCUUUUGGGGCAGGCUGUGCGUGCCCCAGGGGACGUGCAGGAGGCAUUUCCCAGCCGAGGUGCCCAUCCCAAGCCUCGCUGCAUCAUCAGAGCAGCGCUGCUGCCUCCGAGCCCCGCGCUGACAGCUGGGGCACGUGGCAGCGAGCCGCAACGGCUGAUGCAGCCACAAGGUGUAAAUGUCACUAAUGAACAAAUUGCCUCGUGCCUGGGAGAGCCUAAUCCAUCACGGCUGGGGACAGGGAUCUGACAGGGCCGGCUAUUUCGGGUGCAGCCUGUGGGGAGGAACCGCUGCACGUCUCAGCUGUCCCCUCUCGCCCAGGGAGGCCGGUGCAGGGCUUGGCUCCACGCUGCUCCCCACCACACCAGCUCCGUGCCACCACAGGAGGGACCAGGGGGGCAUUUGGGCUGGCAGAAAGCUGUGCCCAGCCACCUGGAGGGCUUGUGUCACUGGUCCGGGGUGCAGGGCUGUGGCCAGGAGUGCUUGCUGUGGUGCUUUACAACAGGAAAUUUGCUCCCCAGUUUAAUCCCAUAGUUUGCCCCUACAUGAGGUGCCCUCAAGGCGAUGCUCCAAGCCAAGCCCCUCUGUCAGGGGACACAGCCGGCUGUACUAUGCUGUCUCAGUGCCGUGCACAGCCCCAGGAUGGAUUUUGGUGUGAACAGACCCAGCCCUGUCGAAGCAGAGGGAUGCCGAGCGCAGCACCAAUCCCCCGCACCCCCUCCUGCUCCUCCACCCCCAGCUGGUGCCCGAAAUCAGCCCGCCGUCCCGCUGACACCAUAUGCCAGCGCGACACCUCGCAAAUCGCUGCCUCUGCGGCUGCGAGCAGAAGCCGAGAGGCUGGGGGAGCUCCUGCCCCCCUGCACGAAGCACGGCUCGCCAUCUGCCGCAGCCAGCAGCCAGCCCGCGGCACCCGCCGCUGCAUGCGCACAGUGGAAGCCCCCGUGUCGCUCCCCCCCUUUUUUUCCUUUUUUCUCCCCGUCCUCCCCCCGUCGGUCUGGCACAGACCCACGCACACCCCACGGGCGACCCGCUGGAGAAGCUGCUGGUGGGUGCUGUCAGCUGCUGGGCUUUGAUUUUUAAUGGUGCUUGGAAUGGUUUGAAGCCUUGCAGAGCAGUGCGGCGGCCAAGGGGCUCCCGGGAGGGGAGACAGGGGGUCUCCAGGCCCCAGGAGGGGGGCCUGUGCUUGGAUGGGGGUUAGAAGGUGUUGGCGAUCCUGGCUGUGCGCAUCGAGAGGAGCUGGGAGGAUCCUGGAAAGCAAUUCAGCAUUUUUUCCAGUGAUAAAUUUUCCAUGAGCCCUUUCCUUUCCGCCCUGCUCCUCGCCGGCUGUGCUGGCUGCUUACUCCUCGGCGUGCUGGAGGGAUCCCACUGCUGCCCUCCUGGCACCAGCCCUGUGCCUGGAGCUAUGCACAGGCUUUCCCCGGACCAGGACAGCCCCAUUAAGCCCCCCCCAUUACUGCUGGAGCCGCUCCUUCUUCAGUCUGAACCUGAGCUGGGUCUUUUCUGCUGUUUCUGAACACGAGUCCUCAUCUCAUUCAGGUGUGUCAUUCAGUGGAAAUAUUUUGUAAAUGCAAACAAAAAAAAAAAGAAACAAAAUCUUUUCAAUACCUCGCUCUCGAGGGUGGGAAACAAGGCGUUGGAGAUGCCUGGGUGGGAAGGGCUCGCAGCGGCUGCCACUGGCUGCGUUUUCUUGCAGACGUAGCCCCUGGGAGCAUCCAUGGGUGGUUUGGAAGGGGGCUACCUGCAAGGCUUUGGGGUGACCCACACGGGCACCCCUCAUGUGGCCGCUGCUGCCAGUGACAGCCUCGUGCUCGACCCUUUCUGAUCCAUCCGGUGGGUGUCCGUGUCCGUCAGGCAGAGCAAGGCAGGAGCGGGUAGGUGGCGAACAAAUUCUCUGGUGAGCACUGGGAACAGUUUUUACUUUUCAGCUAUGUCAGUACGAUCUAGCUCUCUCCGUCUCUCUAUAUAUGUACAAACAGUAUAUCACAAUGUUGCCUUUUUUGUUGGAAAUAUCAAAGUACAAAGAUUGUAAACCAAAUCGGUGUAAUAAAAGUUUCAGAUGAUUCACGGAG